Messenger RNA from Penicillium lagena, 1458 nucleotides. RefSeq lists its product as uncharacterized. Gene Ontology annotation, molecular function: oxidoreductase activity. The transcript has a single exon. The coding region runs from base 1 to 1458 and encodes 485 amino acids. NCBI's taxonomy places the organism in Eukaryota, Fungi, Ascomycota, Eurotiomycetes, Eurotiales, Aspergillaceae. The record is from RefSeq and is a predicted model, not a curated record.
AUGGAAGCUGAUAUUCCUGUUGUAACUCAUAAUCAGCUUCGCACGGUUGAGCACAGAUAUGUCGACACCGAUGUCCUCCGUACUCGCUUCGCCCUCGCCUUGUCCAACAUGUACAAGGCAGAGGUACCUCUUUACGGAGAUUUGGUUUCCAUUGUACAAGAUGUAAACCGGUCUGUUCUUGUACAAGAUAAUAUCAACGAUAGUGUCGAGCGCAUUACUCUCGAGCGCCACGGUGCCAUACGCCUAGGCAGUCCAUAUGAGCUCCAUAUUGCUCGUCGGAUCUUCGGUCUAUUAGGCAUGCACCCCGUUGGCUACUACGAUCUCUCCAUUGCCAGUCUUCCAAUGCAUGCUACAUGUUUCCGACCACGGGACGCUCAGUCAUUGGCCAAAAACCCCUUCCGAGUCUUUACAACCCUUCUACGACCUGAACUCUUGGAAUCGCCCGAAGCCCGGGAGCGUGCUCUAAGCCUCCUUCAACAGCGCAAAAUUUUCAGCGAUACGUUGCUUGAUGUUAUGAGUAUCGCAGAGUCGAAACAUGGUCGCUUUACUUAUGACCAAGCAGAAAUAUUUAUCGACAGUGCCCUGGAGACUUUUUGUUGGCAGUCUGUGGCAGCCGCCACGUUCGACGUGUACAAUACAUUGAAGGAAGAGCAUCCCGUCUUAGCAGAUAUUGUGUGCUUUCAGACUGCCCAUAUCAACCACUUGACGCCCCGAACUCUCGAUAUUGGUCUCUCUCAGUUGGCUAUGCAAGCCCGGGGUAUGGAAGUAAAAGACACUAUUGAAGGCCCUCCAAAACGCGAAUGCCCCAUUCUUUUACGGCAGACUAGCUUCUUGGCUAUCCAGGAGGCGGUUAGCUUCGCAUCCUCGAGCAAUCAAUAUAGCACGCUUAUCGACAGCUAUCACAAAGCUCGUUUUGGAGAGAUUGAAGAGCGAGGAGCAGCUUUAACCCCAACUGGGCGGAAGCUAUAUGAUGAGCUAUUUGACGAGGCGAUGGAAAUUUCCCGUACCACAGGACAGAACGUGGAUAAAGUGGUCGCCCAGGUCUUCACUAGAUACCCAGAUACAUGGGCCGAGCUCCGUCAGCAGAGGCUGAUCUACUGUGAAUUUAUCCCAACCGGGAAGUUUCUCCCUGCACACUUAGCAGCCCGUGAUAAGACACACGAGGACCUACUCGAAGAACUUCUGCUGGCGGGAAUUGUGACCGCUGUACCAAUCACAUAUGAAGAUUUUCUUCCAUUUUCUGCAGCUGGUAUCUUCCAGUCCAAUCUAGGGAACCCUUCGUCUUCCGCUAUGGGCCAGAAAAAACCAUAUGCCGACCAGGAAGGAUUCGAAAAGUCUCUUGGUUGCGCAGUUCUGGAUAGUAACACUCUGUAUGCCAGUAUCCAGCGUAAGAGCAUUGAGAAAUGCGCGCAACAGUUGGGAUUAAAUGCUUUUGAUCUACUUACCAAUUUGUCAUGA